This is a messenger RNA of Loxodonta africana (African savanna elephant), 6377 nucleotides long. RefSeq names its product forkhead box N3 (gene FOXN3). The coding region runs from base 4036 to 5493 and encodes 485 amino acids. Gene Ontology annotation, molecular function: DNA-binding transcription factor activity; cis-regulatory region sequence-specific DNA binding. Gene Ontology annotation, biological process: regulation of DNA-templated transcription. NCBI's taxonomy places the organism in Eukaryota, Metazoa, Chordata, Mammalia, Proboscidea, Elephantidae. Gene Ontology annotation, cellular component: nucleus. The record is from RefSeq and is a predicted model, not a curated record. The transcript is spliced from 9 exons.
UGCAUCCGGCUGUUCUGCUCCCUCAGGGGUUCUCUGUUACAUUCAGGAUUUUUAUGUUCUCUUGAUUAAUUUCUCUAUCACUAUGAAAUUUCUUCCUUUACAAUGGUAAUAUUCUUUGCUUUGAAAUCUACUUUGCCUGAUAUUAAUAUUGCCACUUCAGCUUUCUCUUGAUUAAUACUGGUGUGGUAUAUCUUCUUCCUUUUAACCUUUUUUGUGGCUUUUUAUAUUUAAAGUGGGUUUCUUGUAAGCAGCAUAUAGUUUGUUCACGAGUUUCAGCCCAAUUUGAAAAUCUCUGUCUCUGAUUUGGGGUAUCCAGACCAUGUACAUAUACUGUGAUUAUUAAUUUAAACCAAAACCAAACCCAUUGCCGUUGAGUCGAUUUCAACUCAUAGCGACCCUAUCUUAUUAAUUUAGUUGGGUUUAAAUCCAUCACUUUGCUGUUUGCUUUAUAUUUGUCUGAUCUGUUCUUUGUUCCCUGUUCUUCUUUUUCUGCCUUCUUUUGGAUUAAUUGAUUAUUCUUGUUUGACUACAUUUUAUCUCCUUUGUUGACUUACUAGCUAUAUAUCUUUGUGUUAUUUUAGUAGUUGCUUUAAGGUUUGUAGGGGACACUUUGUGGCACACUCGUUAAAGCGUUUGGCUGCUAGCCAAAAGUUUGGUGGUUCGAACCCACCAGCUGCUCCACUGAGAAAUAUGUGGCAGUCUGCUUCCAUAACGAUUACAGUGUUGGAAACCCUAUGGAUCAGUUCUAGCCUGUCCUGUAGGGUCGCUAUGAGUAGGAAUCGACUUGACAGCAGUGGGUUUUGUUUUAGGGUUUGUAGUAUAAAUCUUUAACUUACCACAAUCCACCUUCAAGUGAUAUUAUAGUAACUCAUAUACAGUAUAAGAACCUUAAAAGAGUAUACUCCCAUUUCUUUCCUCUUGGCUUUUAUGCUAUUAUUAUGUUUAUUUUUAUUUUUGCUAUAAACCUCUUAAUUCACUGUUAUUAUUUUUGUUUCUUCAUGCAUCUACUACUUUUGGAUUAUAACCUGGAUGUUGUUAAGUGAUACUUUGUAGAGAUUCUGGAUUCUGUUAUUCCUAGAAAAUGCUGAUUUGUUUUGUUUUGGUUUGUUUUAUUUCAGUAGGCAGUUAUCUUGACCAAAUUUCACUCACUCCAAUCCCUGUCUUUCCAGCAUGGGCAGCAGCUAAAAUCUCUUUUCAAUUAUUUUAGCCUUAGCUGGGCUACUUGUAAUGUUCCCCACGCAUGCAUAGUAGAGAUUUGAGAUUUGGACAGUUUUUCCACAAAACUUGGGGCUUCCUGCUCUCAGAUUCUCUCCUAUCUGGAAUCCGCCUCUGCCACCCAACUUUCUAGCUGCUGUGAUCACCAUGAACCCUGCCUUCUGGUUCUUCAGGUUUUAACUGCUCCAUGUGGCACUAACUACUAAAAAGCCCUAAAAAGCAGAAAUUUCACCCAUGCCUUCCCUUCUUCCCAGUGUAGACUCCCCUAUAGUUUUUGCCUGAUUUUGUGCUCUCCUGUGCCUUCAGUAGUGUUUUUGUUUGUGUCCCUCUACAUCUAGGAACAGGAUUUUUUCAUUGUUCCGAAGUUCAUAUUUUACAGUUCCCACCGGAGACUAACUUGCUGUUUCUCAUUCUCUAAAUUCUAAUGCGGUAUUCCUGAGGAAGAGAAUCUGAUUGGCUUGUCUUGGGUCAGGUGUUGUCUUAGUCUCCUAGUGCUGCUGUCACAGAAAUACCAGAGUGGUGGCUUUAAAGAAUACAAAUUUAUUUUCUCACAGUUCAGGAGGCUAGGAGUCCAAAACCCGGUGUUGACCAGGUUGAUUCUUUCAGUGUUGGUAGGCCCAGGCAUUCCUUGGUUCCCUGAUGAUCCUCACAUGGCAUCUGUCUUCCCCUGUUGUGUGUGUACCUCUGUAUCUUUUCUGCUCUUUUUAUAACUCAGAAGUGCUUGGAUUUAGAACCACCCUACUCAAGUAUGGUCUAAUUAACAUAACAAAGAAAACCUAAUCUCUAAACACGAUCACAUCCACAGGCAUAGGGGUUAGGAUUCUAUCACAUAUUUUGGGGGACACAGUCAAUCCAUAACAAGUGUGUACCACUCCUCCAAUCAGCCUUGUCCAGUAGAGCAAGGUCACAUGAUUACAAACAUGGCUGCCCAGAGCUCCUCUAUGGAUCUUGGUAGCAACAAGGGUAGUUGAAAGGAGAAGGAGGCCGUUUCCAGAGAAAGUAAGGGACAGUCACUCUUCUGGCCCUUGUCACAAUCUUCUAGGCAUUAUAGAUGUUGGCAUGCAUACCAUCUCCUGUUAGCUUUUUGGAGGCAGAAACCAUGGCGUCCCUUUCUCCGUAUUACCUAAAAUAUCCUCUAUCUGAAAUUGUGUUUGUUGAAUAAUUUGUGUUUAUGGAAUAAAUGAGUGAAAGAAUACUUUCUUCUCUGAAAUGCCCUGCAUCUGUCUAAAUCUUCCCAUGCAAGGUCAUUUCCCUCAUGGCACUUUUCCUGAAAGCUCUUUUCUCUCUUUCCUUUAGGCUCUAGCACGCUUCGCUGUGUCACUCAUUUGAUACCUGCCAUCUUAUGUGGGGAGCCCUGGUGGCUCUGUGAUUAAGAGUUCGGCUGCUAACCAGAAGGUCAGCAGUUCGAAUCCAGCAGCCACUCCUUAGAAACCCUAUGGGGCAGCUCUACUCUGGCCUAAAGGGUUGUUGUGAGUUGGAAUCUACUUGACAGCAAUGGGUUUGGGUUUUUGGUGUCUUAUGUGGUUAUGUUUUGUGUCCCCACUGAGACUGUAAAACUUCUGGAAGGCUUAGGAUAUGCAUUUGUUUUAUCUUUCACGAUUUUAGAGUUUCUGCCCUUCCUGGGGAGUUGAGAACACUAACCUAUUUGGUUGUGGGUCAUGAAGGCAGGUGGGGGGUCUGGUCUGCAGGUAGAACAGGAAGAACAGUCUGGAGCUACAGUCAUUUAGGGGGGAAUCCUUGCUUGGUGGUGGCCAAGAAGACAACCAGAUGCAAUCAGUGUGAGAGACUCAGAACAAACAGGAGGUCAGGUGAUAGAGUCAGCCUGGGGAGGGUCUGAAGGAGAGCAAGCCAAGCUUUCUGGACAGGUCAAGGUGAGCAGGCAGGACUGGGGCUGAGAAUAGCAAUUACAGCCAGAGCACCUUUCCAAGGGGUGUCUGCCUUACAGUGCUCCUGGGAACCUUACACUCGGUCGCUAGCACAGAGCCCUGCAUGCAGUGAGAGGUCACCAUUUAUUUCCUGGGUCCUAAGUGGCAUUUUAAUCACCACAGAAGCCAGACGUAUGUCACAGCAGAAAGACAAGCUAUUGCACGUAGAAUAUUAAGCGUGUGUUCAUCCUUGCAAUUCCAGUGUGCUUAUUUAAUUCCACACCUUAGACGGAUUAAAAAAAAAAAAAGACGGAUAGAAGCUUCCAUUUCCAUCUGGCCCACGGAAGGAUAUGAAAGAUUAAAGCAACAGAAACAGCGGAGAGAGGAGAAACUUCAGCCAGAUCCCAUUUUUCGAAAGCUCAAAGUCCCUGAAGCAUUUAUCUGCACAGAUAGCCGUCUCUGUAUGGAUCAGAUCUGCACACAGAGUGCCCUCUGCGUGCAGGUGCUUCACAAACAAGAACGCUGUAGACUCUGCACCCCCAAGAUACACGACUGGUGGGUGAGACUGCUCCUCUUCUUUAACAAUUUGGAUGUUUAAUUGCUGAUUUUUUUAUUUUCACUCGUGGUGGUGUUUUGAAAACCCUGCAGCCAUUUCCAGUGGCGGCGAUUCAGCUGAAGCUCUGAAGGGGAUGCUCCACACACCUUCUCGUGGGUCCCAGAGGCAGCUGUGCUGAAUAAUUAUGGCUCCUGAAAUUCUCCUCAGCCACUAGAAGCAUCAUCCGUCAGCAGUCUUCUGUUCUCGUGGUGAUGGAGCCCCCUCUGUUCUUUCUGUGACUGGAGCAAUGCUGACCUCGGUUUCCUGGACCCAUUCUGACUCAGAAGAACCAAGAGCUGUGAGAAGAAGUGAACGCAACCUGCUUGGCUAGGAAGACCUGCUGUGGGAGCCUUCACGUAAAUGGGUCCAGUCAUGCCUCCCAGUAAGAAGCCAGAAAGCUCAGGAAUUAGUGUCUCCAGUGGACUGAGUCCGUGUUACCGGGGCAGCGCUUUGUCCAAGGCUCUUCAGGAAGACGAUGACCUUGACUUUCCUCUGCCUGAUAUCCGAUUAGAAGAGGGGGCCAUGGAAGAUGAAGAGCUGACCAACCUGAACUGGCUGCACGAGAGCAAGAACCUGCUGAAAAGCUUCGGGGAGUCAGUUCUCAGGAGCGUCAGCCCCGUCCAGGACCUGGACGAUGACACCCCCCCGUCACCUGCCCACUCGGACAUGCCCUACGAUGCCAGGCAGAACCCCAACUGCAAACCCCCCUACUCCUUUAGCUGCCUCAUAUUUAUGGCCAUCGAGGACUCCCCGACAAAGCGCCUGCCAGUGAAGGAAAUCUACAACUGGAUCUUGGAACAUUUUCCGUAUUUUGCAAAUGCACCUACUGGGUGGAAAAACUCAGUGAGACAUAAUUUGUCAUUGAAUAAGUGUUUUAAGAAAGUGGACAAAGAGAGGAGUCAGAGUAUUGGGAAAGGGUCAUUGUGGUGCAUAGACCCAGAGUAUAGACAGAAUCUAAUUCAGGCUUUGAAGAAGACACCUUACCACCCGUACUCGCCCGUGUUCAGUACACCUCCAACGUCUCCUCAGGCAUAUCAAAGCACAUCAGGUCCACCCAUCUGGCCGGGCAGCACCUUCUUUAAAAGAAAUGGAGCCCUUCUGCAAGAUCCUGACAUUGAUGCUGCCACUGCCAUGAUGCUUUUGAAUACUCCCCCUGAGAUACAAGCAGGUUUUCCUCCGGGAGUGAUCCAGAAUGGAGCUCGGGUUCUAAGCCGAGGGAUGUUUCCCAGCGUCCGGCCAUUGCCAAUCACUCCCAUUGGAAUGACGGCAGCCAUGAGGAACGGCAUCACCAGCUGCCGGAUGCGGACUGAGAGCGAGCCAUCGUGCGGCUCCCCGGUGGUCAGUGGCGACCCCAAGGAGGAUCACAACUACAGCAGUGCCAAAUCCUCCAAUGCCCGGAGCUCCUCCCCGGCCAGUGACUCCAUCUCCUCCUCCUCAGCCGACGACCACUACGAGUUCGCCACCAAGGGCAGCCAGGAGGGCAGCGAGGGGAGCUUCCAGAGCCACGAGAGCCACAGUGACACGGAGGAGGACGACAGGAAACACAGCCAGAAAGAGGCCAAGGAUGCCCUGGGAGACAGCGGGUAUGCGUCCCAGCACAGGAAGCGACAGCACUUGGCCAAGGCGAGGAAGGUCGCCAGCGACACACUGCCCCUCAAAAAGAGACGCACGGAAAAGCCACCUGAGAGCGACGACGAGGAGAUGAAGGAGGCGGCAGGGUCGCUCCUGCACUUGGCGGGGAUCCGGUCCUGUUUGAAUAACAUCACCAAUCGGACGGCAAAGGGGCAGAAAGAGCAAAAGGAAACCACAAAAAAUUAAAAACAAGUCACUGAUUUGUUUUGAACUUCCGGCCAUUUGGUUUCAGCAUGUCAGGAGAUUGCUAAUGAUUUGUGGCAAUAUCAGCAAUUUAUUAAUUUUUUUUUUUCUUUUUUGGUUUGGUUUUCUUUCUUUUCUUUUCUAUUUUUUUUUUUUAAUUUGCCCCUCUCCUUUGUUUUUGGACCCUUAAGAAUUUUAUUUUUAAAGGAGAUUGAAGCCAUAGAACUCACAUUGACACUCAGCUGUUUUACAAAAAGCUUUUCAUUCUCUGAAGACAAAACCGAAAAAGCCAAAAUGACCGUUGCUUCCUCCAACUUGUCAGAAACGCGUGGCUGAACCCACAGGGAUGUCACCGUUAAUGCCACGGGAGAUACAUCAGCACCUAGAAGGCACGUGUGGCAAGUAGUCAUUGUUCAGGCCCAACCCUUUGGUUUAAAGAAUCCCUGAGUGAAUGUGCAGGAAGUGACUGGGAGCAGGGAGAAGGCCCUCGUCCCCCUAGGAGCAGGCCCAGGCUUGUGGCACUAGGUGUCGAAUUGUGCUGGGAAGGCCUUUGUUGGGGGUCGGCUACCAGUCCCCUGUGCUGCUUACAAGGUGGACACUGGACUGUUCCUGUAAGUCAGAUGUCAGUGAGUCAGGAGGAGAAAAUGGGGUAAAUUUUUAGUGAUGUUGCUAAUCAUUGAAUUCUGUUCUGUAUUAAAUUAAGAAAAUGUUCUAGAAGCCAUAAGCCUGAAGGUUGGCCCUGCACACACACACACACACCACACACCACACGUACACACACACGAGAGAAAGAGAGAGAAAACUGAUGGAGAAAACAAGCUAUGUCUUCUUAACUGAGCAAGUGAAAAGCAAUCAAAUCCAAGAAAUUGUAAUAGCUGUUAAGGAAG